UUGAACCUCAGGGGAGAGAGUAGGACGAUUUCUUCCCUUUUUUGGGAAAUAAUGCUACGUUUUCGUCUUCAUGACUUUGUCAAAAACCUCUUUGUAACAUCUCCACGGUGAUUUCAGGAUGUCUGCGUCCAUGAGAGCCAGCUCAGCGCCGGGGUCAUCGAGGCAGGUGCAGCCGCUGGACAGCACAGCAGAGAGAAGGAAGACACAACCACCUCCCGUUGACAGCCACAUCAUCCCAGAUGAGCUGCUGGUCAGCCUCACCUCCACGGUCUGCAGCAGGAGCACGCCGGGGCACACUGCGCACAAUCGCCACUGCAAGGGCUGUGGAAUCAGACGACCAGAUGCAGUCUGGCAUCACCCGCUGGGACGCAAGAAAUACAAAUUCUUUCUGGAACAGCCAACAUCACUCACUGGAGCCGGCAGGGAUAUUUCCUUCCUGUGUGAUGCUAUGGUAGCCCAUAGGAAGACAACACCCCUGCCACCCCUGACAGAGAGGAGUGCCAAUGGAGACACACAGAACUACUGUGUCUCAGAAAGUGUGAUCCCAGAAGAAUAUCACAUUGUGAAAAACAAAGGGCUUCGGAGCCUGGAGUUCUUUGAGGAUGCGUUCACAGUACAGCUGCAGGAUGAUGAGCAGAAGCUGCGGGUCUUCCCUUCGCUGAGGCCCAGCGGCAGACUGGAAGUGGUCCAGCUGACGCGGAUGAUGGAUGACAUGCUGAAGAAGGCAGGAGUGGAUCAGCAGAGUGAGGAGCUGACAGAGCUCUCACAGAUGGAGGGUUUGCUGGAGCUGGUGCAGGUUGAGCAGAACAUCUACAACAUUGUUUUCCAUGAACUGAUAAGGCAGGUCAGCGUGGGCUGUGCGGAGAGAGGACAGCUGCUAGCAAAACUCAGACAGCGCUACCAGACGCUGCUCCAGCGAAUCCCCAGUCGUCUGAAGGCUCUGCACGCUGAGGCCGUGGCACAGCGGGCUCUGGACCGCCGGCUCACUGAAGAAAUCCACCGCAUCAAGAGAUCCAUCCAGCAGCUCAACGCGGAACUGUCUAGAAUCAGAGACCAUGAUCACUCCGUUUCCCAGCAGGCAGAGUGUGCUCACCAACAGCUGGCUGGAGCGCUUGAGCAGACUAAUAUCAACUCAGAUGUGGUCCAGGGUUACCAUGAGCUGUACGACCUGCAGAGGGGUCGCCUGGAGGCUCAGCUGCUCCAGAUGACGGAGGAGAGGGACUGCUGGAGCCAGAUCACAUUCUGCCUGGCCCUCAAGGUGAUCAGUGUGAAGAAGCUGCAGCUGAUCAGUCGGCUGCAUAUCAUGGAGCAGAGCUGGUUUAAGACGGCAGAGCACUGCAGCCUCAACAUUGCUUUCAAGGACACAGAGGACAUGAAUGCCAUCAUGAAGCUCAGUGACUACUGGAAAGAGCAGCUCACUGUGUUUAUGUCCCAGCUGAAGAACACUGAGCAUGCUCAGUGUGAACAGAUCAGUGCCAUCCAGCAAGGCAUUGCUAAGUGUCUGGACUUCUGCUUCACAAAUAACAAGUUCCCUGACCUGCAAUAUGAAAAAGCUUCUUUGGAAAAGAUUCAUGCUGAUGUGAAGCAGUGGGCAAUUCUGUUGUCUCUCCAGUGUGACUGCUACCAAGGUGAGAAGCUGCUCUGCUGCCAGCAGACACUGGGAGAGCUUGGCAGUGUGCAGGAAAGAUGGCUGACUAUGAGCCUUGAGCUGCUCAGAAGACACCUUUCUCCUGAUGGGGAACCCAGUGAAGGCCAACAGGCCCUAAGAGAGCUUGACAGGGUCCUGUCAGAGCUCCUCAAACAGCUGGACAGUCGAGUCAGUGGAGAGAGUGGUAUCCAUGGACAGAUGAUGUCACUGCUCGGGUUUAUGGAGUCCCGGAUUUCCAAACUCGGUGUCCUGAUUGGCCGGUCAGAAAUGAUGUCCGCCGCUGAUUGGCAGAAGCUGGAAAGUUCACUGGGAAGUUGGCAGAGUUUGACCAAAAAAAUAUUUCAAAACGUCCUCAGUAUACAGACAGAGAACGAAAAGGACAAAAACGAGCCGGACAUAUAUACAGAGACAGAACAUGUUUUAGACAAAGUAAAGGAGUUCAUAAUCAGCGUUUCCAACUUCGCUGAUGGUGAGAACCACAGAAUCAGUGAAGAGGUUCAUUCUAUUCACAUGGCUCAGACCCGCUGGAUGUUGGAUUUCAUGCUCCUCAUGGUACCUAACCACAGCGAGGACCACAGCCAAGAACAGGAACAUCAUUACAUUACAACCAUCUCACUACAGACACUGGUAGAGGAUGCCAAGACGCUGACUGAGAAACUAGACGUUUCUUCUGCAUAUAUCAGCAGCUCCUGCAAGCUGAUUCUUGAGGAACAUACUCUGCAGAACCCACUUAGAGUUGACGGUGACAAUGAGAUGAGCGAGUGCAGAAAGCUACAGAGGGAGUGCACUGAUUGGGUGGAGACCUGCAGAACCCUGCUCUCAAGAUUGACAGGCGGUCCUGUGGAGCUUCCGGCUGACCCCGCCUCCAGCAGCAAUGUCCCGCUCUCUCCAGCUGACAGCACCGAGAGUCUGGUGAACCAAGAUGUUUCAGCAGAGGCUACAGCAGAGGUCGAAGAUGAAACUGAGGUAGAACCCAGACUGUGCACUGCUGAAGGACAGGAUGAACAACAAGAGGGGGAGCUAACGGUGUGUGAGAGCCCAGUGGUGAAACUGAUAAACUAUGAUGGAAACAUUACACAAAGAAAGCUGGGAGAGAGCAGUGUCCAGCUGAAUGGGACUGAGUUGGUUGUGUCUCCAACAACAGAUGAAUCCAAGAAAGCUUUUAGUGAUCUGACCACAGUGGGAUUACUGCAGCAGGAAAUACAGGAUUCAGAGCUGAGGGUCCAGAGUGCAGAGCAGCGAGCCCUGAAGGCUGAGGAAGCCCUGCAGGCAGCGCUGGAGAAGACUAAGCACCUGGAGAGACAACUGCAGGGCCGGCCCAGUCUGGAGCCAACAAGUACAGAAGAGAAAAAGAAAACACCACCACCUACUCCAAAACCAGUAAAAACCCCAGCUCCUCCAAAGGAAACUGCAGUUGAAGCCAAACCAUCAAGCAGCUCCAAAAAUACCAAGAAACGGUGAUUUGAAUAAGAUCAGGACAUGUCACAACGUUAUAUGUAUGUCCAGUAAAUGUCUAGUGAACUAUUUAAAAAAAUCACUUAAAGAG
Gymnodraco acuticeps is the source of this 3194-nucleotide messenger RNA. It is a transcript of the gene axdnd1, whose product is annotated as axonemal dynein light chain domain containing 1. The transcript is spliced from 26 exons. Lineage: Eukaryota; Metazoa; Chordata; Actinopteri; Perciformes; Bathydraconidae. The coding region runs from base 119 to 3109 and encodes 996 amino acids. The record is from RefSeq and is a predicted model, not a curated record.